GUCUGUGGUCAGUUCAAAGAAUGGCGUCCGAUGUUUGAGUCGUGUACAUGUCAAAACAAACACUAAUUUCGAGUAAUAAACAUAAGUGACACAAAUAUUUAAAAUGCCCUAUUAAGUUGAAUUGAUAACGCAAAAUGGCCACAGCAUUAGAGUCUCCGAUGGGUGAUAACGCCUGGAUAGAAUUCUGCGAGAGACACGCUAAUGCGGCGGCACAGGAUUUUUCCAAAAGCUGUGCCCACUUCAUAAAUCACAACUUGAGUGAACACAACAAGAAUCUCCUAACACACAAGGACUUUUUACGGAAAUUCAUCGAGAGUUUUAGUGAACAAUUCGAAGUAGAUUACAACAGGAGGCAGUUGCAGGGUAGUAAGUCUGUGAAUGGUAGCUUGAAGCAUGAAGAAACCUCAGAGAAUGAGGAAGGUUCCCCCAAAAUGCAACACAAACCGUUUUUCAGAAGGCUUAGUUUUAAAAUGUUGCGAAGGGGGUUCCAUAAGCAGCACUCGGAUGAAAUAGACUUAACACACAAUAAAACAAAACUUGCCAAAAUAGUUGUAGAAUGUAGAAAAGAAGGAAUCGUUAAUUACUCAACUCCAGAGAGCUUGGAUCAAACUGGUAGUCCCCAGAGAUGGGAAAAAUGCCGUUUAGCUCUAGUUAAAGCCGUAGGCGGAUACAUGUUGGAAUUUUACUGCCCUCCCAAAAGUUCAAAGCCAAGAAGUGGUGUUUUUUGUGCUCUUAUAGUUGAAGUUAGAGAAACCACAGCGUUAGAAAUGCCCGACCAUGAGAACACGUUCGUUUUGAAGGCUGUUAACAAUCUGGAAUUCGUCAUAGAAGCUCAGGACACAGACGAUAUGCGGUCCUGGCUAGCCACUAUAAAAUACUGCAUGAGGGCUACCUCCGGAACUGACGGCAUGAGUGGCGAUGGCAUGACCAGAGACUACCAGGGUCACGCCCCCGAACUGCCUCCCAGACAUAUUCUGGGACGAGACAGACUUUCUUCCAGCAGUAACUUUGAGAUUUGCGCCAAUGAAGCUGCCCAAACAAUGAUGGAGACCGACAUUGGCCAAACUCUGAAGAAAGAAUACUGGUUCCACGGUACUUUGGGCAGGUCCGAAGCUACACAAUUGGUCCUGCACGGGGGCACGCAAAGUCACGGUCUGUUCUUGGUCAGACAGAGUGAGACGAGGACUGGGGAGUUUGUCCUCACCUUCAAUUUUCAGGGGCGUGCUAAGCAUCUGAGAAUGACGAUAAACGAUCAGGGUCAGUGCAGAGUCCAGCACUUCUGGUUCCAGUCGAUCUACGAAAUGUUGGAGCACUUCCGCAACCAGCCGAUCCCCCUGGAGAGCGGCGGUAACUCUGACGUCACCCUGACCGACUAUGUGAUCAAUCAGAACGCCAUGGGGGCCCUGCAGUCGUCUAUGGAACGCAGGAACCAGUCGGGUCAUCAAACGACAAACGGAGAGAGGAGGGUGCCUCCCAUACCCGAAAUCAGACAAGUACAAACUGGAAAUGGUAGUGUCCGUACCCAAGAACCCGAAGUAAGCAACGAAACCCCUGGACGAGCUGUAGAUAACCAGUACAGUUUCGUGUAAAAUUGGAGAAAUUCGUUAGAAAAUAUUAAGGAUAUAUGUCAGGAAAAAGAUAUCAAGAAAAGAAUGAAAAAAAUUCAAAACAAUUCUAAUUUUGCCAUCUGUUUCUUUGAGUCAUCCAAUUUUGUCGAAUAUUGUAAACGUUUUGGAGUUCCCGAAAGAUACACACUGUCAAGACUCAACAAUUUUAAUAUAAUUGUGAUUAAUUAUUUUGUUGUUGCUGAGUGAUAAUUUAAGGAGGAAAAUUGUUAUGAAUCGAUAAUAAAACAUCGAAAUAU
This is a messenger RNA of Coccinella septempunctata (seven-spotted ladybird), 1864 nucleotides long. It is a transcript of the gene Lnk, whose product is annotated as SH2B adapter protein 2. The transcript is spliced from 7 exons. The record is from RefSeq and is a predicted model, not a curated record. Gene Ontology annotation, molecular function: transmembrane receptor protein tyrosine kinase adaptor activity. Gene Ontology annotation, biological process: intracellular signal transduction. Gene Ontology annotation, cellular component: plasma membrane. Bases 135 to 1589 code for a protein of 484 amino acids. Lineage: Eukaryota; Metazoa; Arthropoda; Insecta; Coleoptera; Coccinellidae.